AACGGUGGCGUUGUCUUACCAAAUCUAAAACCCUAAUCGUCCAUUCCCAUCUCUCCUGUCCCUUCGUCACUUCCAGGCGCCACUUCGACUCUGCCCUGCCGUUGCGGUCUCCUUCACGUCUGCUCUCGCGUGCGUUCGCCUCUCCUGUCCUCACUUUCCGUUCUACAGUUGCAUCGAGCGCUCGGCUGAUUUCCAGCCUUCAACUGUCCUCUCUGUUUCGGCAUCUUACGCGUUGACGGGUUUUGCGCAGAGUUGUGAAAAGGGAAGCCAUGAGCAGGAGCCUGGGAAUACCAGUGAAGCUACUUCACGAGGCUUCCGGUCAUGUGGUCACCGUUGAGCUGAAGAGUGGAGAACUCUACAGAGGAAGUAUGAUCGAGUGUGAAGACAACUGGAAUUGUCAACUUGAGAACAUUACCUACACUGCCAAGGAUGGCAAAACAUCCCAACUUGAACAUGUAUUUAUCCGAGGCAGCAAAGUCAGGUUUAUGGUCAUACCAGACAUGUUGAAGAAUGCACCCAUGUUUAAGCGUUUGGAUGCUAGAAUCAAGGGCAAGGGUGCCUCACUUGGAGUUGGCAGGGGCAGAGCAGUUGCAAUGCGAGCAAAGGCUCAAGCUGCCGGCCGAGGAGCAGCACCUGGUAGGGGUGUUGUCCCACCUGUGAGGAGGUGAUUAGUCUGCAUAUAAUCUCCUUUUCCCAUCCUCUGCACGCUGAACAUGAUAUCUAUUUGUGGGUAUGAGAAACAGAAACAAAUAGGAAUUGCUUAUCUAGACGUAAUUGAUUUCUCACUUGUGGAUAUAUUAAUCCUACUACUCCUCCGCUCUUUUUGGUCUUGUAUUAUGUACUUGGCAUCUCAUUUCGAUAAUGGUUCUGUAGAAAUGACUUUGUUUGACUGUCC
Messenger RNA from Prosopis cineraria, 895 nucleotides. Its product is annotated as small nuclear ribonucleoprotein SmD3b. The transcript has 6 exons. Lineage: Eukaryota; Viridiplantae; Streptophyta; Magnoliopsida; Fabales; Fabaceae. Gene Ontology annotation, biological process: spliceosomal snRNP assembly; RNA processing. The record is from RefSeq and is a predicted model, not a curated record. The coding region runs from base 270 to 668 and encodes 132 amino acids. Gene Ontology annotation, cellular component: SMN-Sm protein complex; U12-type spliceosomal complex; U5 snRNP. Gene Ontology annotation, molecular function: RNA binding.